AUGAGGUUGGCGGAUACGUUGUUGUUGACCACUGGUCUUGUACCACUGACAUUCGCUGCGCCGGCAAUCCAUGGACGGGCCAACAACAGCACAUGUAGGAAGACCACUGUCGCCAUCAUCGGUGGCGGAGUUGCCGGUAUCACAGCAGCUCAAGCGCUUGCCAAUCAAUCAGUUACCGACUUCCUGAUUCUCGAGUACCAAGACCACAUCGGCGGCCGCAUGCGAAACACAAAGUUCGGUUCCGACUCCAACGGCGACCCUUAUACCGUCGAGCUCGGCGCAAACUGGAUCUCUGGUCUGGGUGAAAAUACAGUAGACGGUCCAGAAAACCCUGUCUGGACUUUCUCAAAACAAGUCAACCUUUCCAGCCCAAAUUCCGACUCCUUCUCCGUCGCCACCUACAAUGAGACGGGCGCUGUUGACUUCACGAAUUUACUGGAUGAGUUUGAAGAGUACUGGAGUGUUUUCGAGCAAAGUGCUGGAACGCUACUCUCUGAGAACUUGCAAGACAGGAGCUUCCGUGCAGGUCUUUGGCAAAGCGGGUGGAGACCAAAGGGCGACCCGGCGCGCAAGGCUGUGGAGUACUAUCUUUGGGAUUGGGAAACGGCUCAGACACCUGAGGAAUCAAGCUUCGUCUAUGGCAUUACGGGAUACAAUCUGACCUACUAUGGCUUCUCCGAGGUCAGCAACUUCUGCACCGACCAACGCGGCUUCAACACCUGGCUCAAGCACCAAGCCUCCAAAUUCCUCAAACCCGCCGAUCCCCGCCUCCUCAUCAACACCAUCGUAACAAACAUAACCUACUCCGACACUGGCGUCCACAUCCUCAAUUCAGACAACACCUGCAUCGAAGCCGACUACGCCAUCUCCACCGUCUCCCUCGGCGUCCUCCAAAACGACGCCAUAACCUUCUCGCCCACCCUCCCUGACUGGAAGCAAUCCGCCAUCGCCACCUUCUCCUUCGGAACCUACACAAAACUCUUCUUCCAAUUCAACGAAACCUUUUGGCCAACCGACAAGCAAUUCUUCCUCUACGCCGAUCCCACAACGCGCGGAUACUACACCGUCUGGCAGAGUCUAUCGACAGAAGGGUUCCUGCCCGGUUCCAACAUCCUCUUCGCCACGCUUGUAGACGAACAGUCAUACCGUGUGGAAGCGCAGGACGAUGAGACGACGAAAGCGGAGGGUAUGGCUGUUCUCCGCAAAAUGUUUCCUAACAUCACGGUUCCGGAACCUAUUGCGUUUACCUACCCGCGCUGGACCCAAACACCCUGGUCCUACGGUUCCUACUCCAACUGGCCUGCUGGAACGACACUCGAAAUGCACCAAAACCUUCGCGCGAAUGUAGGUAGGCUGUAUUUUGCGGGCGAGGCGAUGAGUGCGGAGUACUUUGGUUUCUUGCAUGGUGCGUGGUUUGAGGGGCAGGAGGUGGGUGAGCGCAUUGCGGGUCGGAUUACGACGGAGUGUGUUAAUACGGGGAGUGGGUGUGGGGAUUAUAAUCGGUAUGAGGUGCUGCGUGGGACGACUGAGUUGUGGGAGGUUAAUGCGUUUAAUGGGAUGGGGACGAGUCCGUUUUUUGUGGCGGAUACUGGGGAGGCGGAGUAG
Molecule: messenger RNA, 1605 nt
Organism: Alternaria novae-zelandiae
Lineage: Eukaryota; Fungi; Ascomycota; Dothideomycetes; Pleosporales; Pleosporaceae
Exons: 5
Coding region: 1-1605 (534 amino acids)
Molecular function (GO): oxidoreductase activity
Source: RefSeq, a predicted model, not a curated record